UUUGCGCUCACUUGUUCGUGCGUUGUGCUUGAAGUACAUUCACGGCAGGAGAGGACAAAGAGCUGCAAUGGACGGUGAUGUUGCGGUUGGUGUGAAGAGAGGCUCAGAUGAGCUCAGUAUGUACGGAAGCAGCCCGAGCUCGGUGACUGCAAAUGGCAGUGACACUAAGAAACAGCGUCUGGAUGAGUCACCUCCUUCAAGAGUUCUUCACAUCAGAAAACUUCCCAAUGAAGUAUCAGAGACGGAAGUCAUUGCACUGGGGCUUCCCUUUGGAAAAGUUACCAAUAUACUGAUGCUGAAGGGUAAAAACCAGGCAUUUUUGGAGCUCAGUACAGCAGAAGCUGCCAUUACUAUGGUGAACUACUAUGCGGCUGUUACACCACAGGUCAGAAAUAGUCCUGUCUUUAUCCAGUACUCUAACCAUAAGGAACUGAAAACAGACUCUGCGCUAAAUCAGAGAGCCCAAGCAGUGCUUCAGGCGGUCUCGGCCGUUCAGGAUGGAAGUUCUCCAUCAUCUGAUCAUGGGGUUCUGGACCUUGCUCCACCUCCCAGUCCUGUCCUACGUAUUAUAAUAGACAACAUGUUUUAUCCUGUGACUCUCGAUGUUCUGCAACAGAUAUUCAGUAAGUUUGGGACUGUGAUGAAGAUCAUUACUUUCACCAAGAACAACCAGUUUCAAGCACUCCUGCAGUUCAGUGAUCCUGUCAAUGCCCAGCAGGCUAAACUGUCUCUUGAUGGACAGAACAUCUAUAAUUCAUGCUGUACUUUGAGGAUCGAUUUCAGUAAACUGGUCAACCUUAACGUCAAAUACAACAAUGAUAAGAGUCGAGAUUACACUCGACCAGACCUGCCUACUGGAGAUGGAGAUUCAAGCAAGGAUCAUUCUUUAUUGGGUACCCCAUCUGGAGCAAUAGCAUCAUACUCAAGUGGGGCAGGUUAUUCAUCCUCUCUCUCCCUCUCGCAGGGUGCAGGAGGUGUUAGCCCUCUGAGUGCUGCUGCCGCUGCGGCAGCUGCUGCGGGACGUGUUGCUCUGUCAGGGUCCGGAGUUUCUGGAGUCCUGUUGGCAUCUAACCUGAAUGAAGAGAUGGUCACGCCUCAAAGUCUCUUUACCCUCUUCGGUGUCUAUGGUGACGUGCAGCGGGUGAAGAUCCUCUACAAUAAGAAAGACAGUGCUCUGAUCCAGUUAUCAGAUAGUAACCAGGCUCAGCUGGCCAUGAGCCACCUGAAUGGACAGAAGGUGUUUGGUAAAGUGAUGAGAGUGACACUGUCCAAACAUCAAACUGUGGCUCUGCCCAGGGAAGGACUAGAUGAUCAGCUCUUAACUAAAGAUUUUUCUGGGUCUCCACUACAUCGGUUCAAGAAACCAGGAUCCAAAAACUUCCAGAACAUCUUUCCUCCCUCUGCAACACUGCAUCUCUCCAAUAUCCGGGAUGGCAUCGGAGAAGACGACCUGCGUCUCCUGUUCUCCAAUAGCGGGGGGGCGGUCAAGGCCUUUAAGUUCUUCCAGGACCGUAAGAUGGCCUUGAUCCAGAUGUCGUCAGUAGAAGAGGCCAUCCAGGCGCUGAUGGACCUUCAUAAUUACGACAUGGGCGGGAAUCACCAUCUCAAAGUUUCCUUCUCCAAGUCCACCAUCUAAACUUGGCAGCCGAUGUGAAGUGCUGCACUAAGCGAGGAGGUCGCUGUCGUUGUACACUUAAUGUCAAAAACACAGAAAAAGUGUCAAAUUCAAGGUUUCUUCAGUUUCUUGACCAGUAGAAGGCCAGAAGGUUGUUGACAUUAUUAAAACUCAACACUUUGAUGGACUAAGAACUAAUGAUGUGGUGCCCUGCUCCUUCCUAAGGUGUGAUCCGGCGUCACGUCACAGCUGUUUGAGCCAUGCCUUCUGUCCCUCUCUUUCCGGGCUUUAUCACCAAACCAUGUGAUAUGUUCACAUAUGUCAUGUUGAAACUUGGAAAAACCUCCCCGGCCCGAAUGUUUUCUUUAGACACAGAUCGCACUCAACAUUAUGGGAGUCUUUCAAACUAGCCGGGCUUUCUGUUAAUCUCGUGAACAACCACGACCCCUCCAAGGAGACAACUAAAGUACGCAUUGACUUCCGCAUAUGACAUGGAAUGAACUUGACGUAUAGAUAGUCACCUGUAAUGUUUUGUUCAAGCCUUUUGGUUAAACUGGUCUGGACAAGGUUUCCACACACGUUUCUGGUCUUGGGCUCUGGUUUUAGAGGAGACCGUUUAGACCGAAGUACAUGUCUUUAGAUAGUCAGUUUAGAUCUUACACUUGAUUCUCGGCAAUUUGAAGAUGUUAUUUUAUCAUUAACAUUGCUCGGUCUCAUUUUGUAAAUUCAU
Messenger RNA from Phycodurus eques (leafy seadragon), 2345 nucleotides. RefSeq names its product polypyrimidine tract-binding protein 2-like. The record is from RefSeq and is a predicted model, not a curated record. Gene Ontology annotation, biological process: mRNA processing; regulation of RNA splicing. Gene Ontology annotation, cellular component: nucleus. Gene Ontology annotation, molecular function: mRNA binding. The transcript is spliced from 17 exons. The coding region runs from base 68 to 1636 and encodes 522 amino acids. Lineage: Eukaryota; Metazoa; Chordata; Actinopteri; Syngnathiformes; Syngnathidae.